Sclerotinia borealis F-4128 is the source of this 1497-nucleotide messenger RNA. The record is from the annotation of a GenBank genome assembly. NCBI's taxonomy places the organism in Eukaryota, Fungi, Ascomycota, Leotiomycetes, Helotiales, Sclerotiniaceae.
AUGCCAACCUUUGGUCCUGGGGCAGAAUUGGGAAUCAGUUACGAUGGAGCGCCAAUGGACAGACCUGUUGAGUCACUACCCCGCCAAGUUGAGCCAUGGUCACCAAGCUCUUGGACUACAAAGCCGAUCAAGCAAGAUGCAAUAUAUGAAGACCGCAAGAAUUUAGAGAAAUCAUUAUCCAAACUUCAACGCCUUCCUCCCAUUGUCACUCCCACAGAAAUCAUUCAGCUCAAAGCAAGUUUACGGGAUGUAGCUCUGGGUAAGGCCUUUCUUCUUCAAGGAGGUGAUUGUGCUGAGCUAUUCGACUAUUGUGAGGGGAACGCGAUUGAAUCAAAGAUCAAGCUUUUACUUCAGAUGAGUUUGGUUCUCGUUUGGGGGGCCAACAAGAAAGUUGUCAGAAUUGCUAGAAUGGCGGGGCAAUAUGCAAAGCCAAGAUCAAGCCCCACAGAGAUGGUAGAUGGCAAGGAGACCCCAUCAUUCAGGGGAGAUAUCUUGAAUGGCUACGAACUCGAAGAGAGAGACCUAGAUCCUCAGAGACUUGUUAGUGCAUAUUUCCACUCCGCAGCCACUCUCAACUACAUUCGCGCAUCUCUAUCAUCUGGUAUUGCCGACCUUCAUAGUCCAAUGAAUUGGGGCCUUGGUCAUGUUCGGGAUCCUGAGUUGCAAGAGAGAUACUCGAAAAUUGUAGACUCCAUCAGCGAGAGCCUACGUUUCAUGCGUACUAUUGGGGCAGAUACUGCUGAUCAACUCCGAGGAGUCGAACUCUAUACCAGUCACGAAGGUCUUCUUCUUGAGUACGAACAGAGCCUUACUCGACGACUCAAAGACCCUUCUCAAAACUUAAAGGCCAGUGCCAACUCCAAUCAAAAUGUUGAUCCUAGUGAGGAUGGAAAGGCAUACUUCAAUACAUCGGCACACUUCCUUUGGAUUGGUGAUCGAACAAGACAAGUGGAUGGAGCACAUAUUGAGUACUUCCGUGGCAUAGCUAAUCCUAUCGGUGUCAAAGUGGGUCCUACGACUUCAUGCUCGGAUAUUUUGGAGCUUCUUCGAAAGCUCAACCCAACUUUGGAGGUUGGCAAAAUAACACUCAUCACUCGUUAUGGUGCCUCGAAAGUUCGCACACUUCUUCCUAAACACAUUCGAACUGUCGAAGAUAGUGAAUAUGCCCGCAGUGUCGUUUGGCAAUGUGAUCCAAUGCACGGAAAUACAAGAUCUACUUCAACCGGCAUUAAGACGAGACAGUUCAGUGAUAUAUUUUCUGAGCUUCAGGAAACUCUAGCUGUUCAUCAAGAGGAAGGAAGCUAUCUUGGAGGUGUACAUCUUGAAUUAACUGGCGACGCUGUGACGGAAUGUACUGGUGGUAGUGAGGGGCUUGCCGAGGAAGAUUUGUCGCUGAACUACACCAGUUUCUGUGACCCAAGACUGAACGAAAACCAAGCACUUGAAAUGGCCUUCUUGAUCGCAGGUCAUUUCCGUGAGGAGACUACCAAGAAGUAG